CAAAGGUUGAGUUGCCCUUCUCAUGCCGUAACGGACAGACAGUUUCGUUUUCUUUCUGUCGACAGAGGCGCAAUCCAGACGGCAAGGAUAUAGCACCAGAUUGAUGGAGAAGAAUGGCCCGAAUCUCGUUGGACUGUCCCAGCUCUUUACCAGGGAUCCCCCUCAGUGUGCUGUCAGUGCCCAUGGAGAAUAAAUACAAAUGUCAGCAGUGUCUCCAGGUCCUGAGGAGGCCUGUCCAGGCUCAGUGCGGCCACCGCUUCUGUGUGCACUGCUUCAAGCAACUCACCAGCUCUGGCCCAAAGCCUUGUGAAGCCUGCCGCCAAGAGGAAAUAUAUGAGGAGCCUAUUUCCAUUCUGAAUAGUAAUGAGGCAUUUCCAGACAAUGCAGCAGGUCGAGAAAUUGCAAGUCUGCCAGCCAGGUGUUUGAACCAGGGCUGCGAUUGGACAGGCUCAAUAAAAGAGUAUGAGGCUCAGCAUGAAGGUCGCUGUGAGUUUGAGCGGAUACAGUGCGACGCCUGCCAAACCUUGAUCCUUCGUACAGAGAAGGAUCGACAUAAUGAGAGAGAAUGUGAGGCAAGAACGCUCAACUGCAAAUACUGCAAAAUGACCUUCAACUUUAAAGACAUCAAGGCCCACGAUGAAAUCUGCCUGAAGUUUCCCUUACAAUGCAAGGACUGUGGCAAGAAGAAGAUCCCAAGAGAAAAGUUCAAUGAUCACAGCAGAACCUGUGCCAAGUCAAAGAGCGCCUGUCCAUUCAGUGAAGUGGGCUGCAAAUCUGUGAUAGAGAACGGGAAGCUCAGUGACCAUGAGCACAGCAGCACCAUGGAGCACUUGCGUCUGCUGCUGCCCAUGGUGAUGUCAGUGGCUCGGGCACGUACAGAGGCUCCUGGUCCCGGGGAGUGGCAGGAGGACUCUGGUCUGAGCCUGUACAGGGCUCCUGAGGAGGGAGACGUUAUGGGCGCUGGAGCUGCAGCCUCCGCACAGUCUGUGGAUCUGGAAAAAAAGGUGAACGCUUUAGAAAACAUCGUGUGUGUCCUGAAUCGGGAAGUGGAGCGCAGUUCAGUAACAUUGGAGGCUUUCUCACAUCAACAUCGUUUAGACCAAGAAAAGAUUGAAAAUCUGUCCAACAAAGUACGACAGCUAGAGAGAACGCUGACUAUGAGAGACUUGCAGCUGUCUGAGACCGAACAGCUGCUGCAAGAACUCCAGUUCUGCACUUACGAUGGAAUAUUUGUCUGGAAGAUUACUGAAUUCUCUCGCCGCAGACAGGAUGCUGUGGCUGGUCGAACACCUGCAAUGUUCUCACCUGCAUUUUACUCCAGCAAAUAUGGCUACAAAAUGUGUCUGAGGCUGUAUUUGAACGGUGAUGGAACCGGUCGAGGAACACACCUUUCACUGUUCUUUGUUGUCAUGAGGGGCAAGUAUGACGCUCUGCUCAAAUGGCCAUUCAGUCAGAAGGUGACUCUAAUGCUUUUGGAUCAGAACAACAGGGAGCACAUUAUCGAUGCUUUCCGCCCUGAUGUCACCUCCACCUCCUUCCAACGGCCAAUCAGUGAGAUGAACAUCGCCAGUGGCUGCCCGCUGUUCUGUCCACUGGCUAAACUGGCUGGCAAGAGCCCCUAUCUGAGAGAUGACACAAUCUUCAUUAAAGCCAUUGUAGACCUCACCGGCUUAUAAAGUGCACUGUGGAAGAUGCACAUAACAAAAAAUAAAAAUUAAACAAUGAAAUUAAACUAAAUGAUUAAUAAUUAUAAUAUAUAU
Molecule: messenger RNA, 1760 nt
Organism: Seriola dumerili (greater amberjack)
Lineage: Eukaryota; Metazoa; Chordata; Actinopteri; Carangiformes; Carangidae
Gene: traf2b
Product: TNF receptor-associated factor 2-like
Exons: 11
Coding region: 114-1676 (520 amino acids)
Biological process (GO): activation of NF-kappaB-inducing kinase activity; tumor necrosis factor-mediated signaling pathway; positive regulation of canonical NF-kappaB signal transduction
Cellular component (GO): plasma membrane signaling receptor complex; cytoplasmic side of plasma membrane
Molecular function (GO): ubiquitin protein ligase binding; ubiquitin-protein transferase activity; zinc ion binding
Source: RefSeq, a predicted model, not a curated record